UGGCCGCGGUGCCUGCCGGGAAGCGUAGUCCGCCGGCGACCCCGGUGCCGGCGCCGGUCCCGCUCCCGAAUGGCGGCGGCAGCGCGGCGGCUGCUCUCGCUGCUGCUGCUGCCGCUGGCUUGGACCCGGCCCGCGGGCUGCACCGACCCGCCGGGCGGCGGCUGGCUGGCGGGCACGGUGCCGGAGGAGGAACGGUGUACCGUGGAGCGGGCCGACGCUUCCCUCACCUACUCCCUCUUCCUGCAGCGGUUCGCCUUUUCCCGGCCGGUUAUCCUCCGUGGGGUCACGGACAACUCGGCCUUCCGUGCCCUCUGCACCCGGGAGAAGCUGCUGGCGGCCUUCGGGGCCCGCCCGGUGCGGCUCAGCACGGCCAACACCUACUCCUACCGCAAAGUGGAUGUGCCCUUCCAGGAGUACGUGGAGCAGCUGCUGAAGCCGCAGGAUCCGGCCAGGCUGGGCAGCGACACCCUCUACUUCUUUGGGGACAACAACUUCACCGAGUGGGGCCCCCUCUUCCAGCAGUACGUGCCCCCCGCCUUCGGCAUCCCGGGCACCAGCCCUGCCUACAGCUUUGGGAUUGCAGGCUCCGGCUCCGGUGUUCCCUUUCACUGGCAUGGCCCCGGUUACUCCGAGGUGAUCUUUGGCAGGAAGCGCUGGUUUCUGUACCCGCCGGAUAAAACACCCCACUUCCACCCCAACGAGACGACGCUGGCCUGGCUCCACCGCACGUACCCUGCGCUGCCGCUAGCUGAGCGGCCGCUGGAGUGCACCCUCCGCCCCGGGGAGGUGAGUCCGACCCCUGGGCUGUGGGAGGAGGCAGGGAGUAGACCCAGGAGCCCGUGGGAUCCCCCGCCGCUCUCUCCCGGUAGGUCCUGUACUUUCCUGACCGCUGGUGGCACGCCACGCUCAACCUGGACACCAGCGUCUUCAUCUCCACCUUCCUGGGGUAGAGCCGGCAAGGCCGAGGAUGUGCCACCGUCGUCCUGGCUGCGCCGCUGUCCUGGCUGCGGUGAGAGCGUGCCGGGGCGGCAGCUCCGGCUCCUGCCACCACCAGGGAAGGGCAGAGCUAGCAGCCACCCACUCAACUACUGGUGUUGGGACCAAGUGCCUGAAGAAAUUCUGGUUUUUACUGGUCUUUUCCCUCCCCCUUGGAUUAAAGUUUUUUUUUGCCAUAGCUCAUUGCGUAUUGCUACUUCCCCACUGCUACCAGAGUGCAGGCAGGACAGGCAGCAGUGAGCCCCAGCCCACAGGGGCAGGCAAACCCACUCCUCGUGGGUGGCACUGGUUCCCAAGCCAGGACAGUGCCUGCCCGGUGCAGAGAUUGCCACCGUCAACCACUCCAGCUCUUUUUUCCACAUUUAUUGCUGAAUUUUUUUUUUUUUUUAAUAUAUUUUUUUUUUUUUAAUUGACAUUGGCAAACUUCCAGAGGGCGCUCAAAAGCCAGGCAGGCUGUCAGCCGACCAAAACGCUGGAGUCUCAGUCGAACGCAGAUUUGUUGGUUUUGGUGUGGUUUUUUUCUUUUAAAGGGAUUUCAAUAAAAGGAAGAACAACUUCAA
This is a messenger RNA of Aquila chrysaetos chrysaetos, 1556 nucleotides long. It is a transcript of the gene JMJD8, whose product is annotated as jumonji domain containing 8. NCBI's taxonomy places the organism in Eukaryota, Metazoa, Chordata, Aves, Accipitriformes, Accipitridae. Bases 70 to 1236 code for a protein of 388 amino acids. The transcript is spliced from 9 exons. The record is from RefSeq and is a predicted model, not a curated record. Gene Ontology annotation, cellular component: cytoplasm.